CUAUAAAGAACACCAAACCCACCCUAUUCAUCCUCGAAGUGAGUGAAAAAUAAUAAAAUACUAAAUAGAUAGAAGAAUUCCUGCCUUGCCCCACUCUCCUGCUUCUCACGCAGCUCCUCCUUCUCUUCCAGGCCUGGCCAUAUGAAUCAAAUUAGCAAUCAUGCAAGAGUAAUCUUCGUGUGAUUUGUUCUUCAUCUGUACUAUAUAUAUAGGCAUCUUGAAGAAAGAAAAAUAUAUAUAUAGGGAUAAAUUAAGAGAAGAUAUAUAUAUUAUUUACAUAUAUAUAUAUAUAUGGGUGGUGGUGGUAGCUGCUCUUUGUCUUUCAAGGUGUUGCUGGCGGCAGUGGCAACGGUGAUGCUUGUCUUGCUUUUGCUGGUUGGGGCCUUGGAAAGUGGAGCGACCAAGAUGACAGAAAGGACGCAAACCGUUCUGGAUAGUAUUGCUCAAGAUGAUCUCAGACGUCGUCAUGAGGAGCUGAUAGGAAGAGAGAAGCUCGUUUACAAUCCGGAGUUGGAUCUCAACUUCGUGAUGAACAAGAGAAAGGUUCCUAACGGGCCAGAUCCCAUUCAUAACAGGAGAGCUGGGAACUCCAGACGACCACCCGGACGAGCUUAGGUACUAUCGUAGAUUGAGAAGCUUCUGCAUGCAAAACGAUGAGACAAGAUGUCUGCUGUCUUGUAUGUAUUCUUUAUAAAUGGGACUACAAAAUGCUCCUCGUCGUGAAGAAUUUACUUGAGAAUCCCAGCUUGAAGUCUUUUUUUUUUUUUUAACUUGUUCAUGGGAAGUAAGCAAAGGAAGCUUGUCGCACAAACUAUGCUCGAAAGAAUCCAGCUGGGGAAAAGAUAGGUUAGGCAGCCUUUACAAAAACUAUGAUUUAGUGUUUUACAGUUUUUUUAGUUUUUUUUUGUAAUUAAAGUGUGAGAAAGAAGACAGGGAUAUAAUUAAUCAAGAUUUGCUAGCUAGUGAAGAAGAAAUUAAGCAUAUGGAACAUAGAACAUAAUUCCAAAACCAAGCAUAUCUGUUCUAGCAGCCAUGCAUGGAGAGGACAUGUACGAAUCUCUAUCAAUCAAUCAAUCAAUCAAUAUUAUUCAUCA
Populus trichocarpa (black cottonwood) is the source of this 1094-nucleotide messenger RNA. Its product is annotated as CLAVATA3/ESR (CLE)-related protein 25. The transcript is spliced from 2 exons. Lineage: Eukaryota; Viridiplantae; Streptophyta; Magnoliopsida; Malpighiales; Salicaceae. The record is from RefSeq and is a predicted model, not a curated record. The coding region runs from base 292 to 615 and encodes 107 amino acids.